This is a messenger RNA of Hemiscyllium ocellatum (epaulette shark), 3290 nucleotides long. RefSeq names its product potassium voltage-gated channel, subfamily H (eag-related), member 5b (gene kcnh5b). Gene Ontology annotation, molecular function: voltage-gated potassium channel activity. Gene Ontology annotation, biological process: regulation of membrane potential; potassium ion transmembrane transport. The transcript has 11 exons. NCBI's taxonomy places the organism in Eukaryota, Metazoa, Chordata, Chondrichthyes, Orectolobiformes, Hemiscylliidae. The record is from RefSeq and is a predicted model, not a curated record. Gene Ontology annotation, cellular component: membrane. The coding region runs from base 165 to 3125 and encodes 986 amino acids.
UCCAGUCCCAGCCCCAGCUCCAGCUCCAGCUCCGGCUCCGGUUCCAGCUCCGGCUCCAGCUCGGACUGCAGCGCCGGUGCGACGAUGAGCCGCUUCCCGCCACACACUGACCAGCCGCUCGGAGCCGCCCAACAAACAUCUCCCCAAGAGCCUGCAGACCCAGGAUGCCCGGUGGAAAAAGAGGGCUGGUGGCACCGCAGAAUACUUUUUUGGAAAACAUUGUCAGGCGAUCCAGCGAGACAAGCUUCUUACUUGGAAAUGCUCAGAUUGUAGACUGGCCCAUAGUGUACAGUAAUGAUGGAUUUUGCAAGUUAUCUGGAUACCAUCGUGCUGAAGUAAUGCAGAAAAGCAGUACCUGCAGUUUUAUGUAUGGUGACCUGACAGAUAAGAAGACCAUUGAGAAGGUCAGACAGACAUUUGACAACUAUGAAUCAAACUGCUUUGAAGUUCUUCUGUAUAAAAAGAACAGAACUCCAGUUUGGUUCUACAUGCAAAUUGCGCCCAUAAGAAAUGAAUAUGACAAGGUGGUUUUAUUUUUAUGCACUUUCAAAGACAUUACAGUAUUUAAACAACCCAUUGAAGAUGAGUCAACAAAAGGGUGGGCAAAAUUUGCUCGAUUGACAAGAGCGCUGACAAAUAGUCGAAGUGUUCUGCAGCAACUAACUCCAAUGAACAAGUCUGAUGGCGUCCAUAAACAUUCCCGUCUGGCAGAAGUUCUGCAGCUAGGAUCUGACAUUCUUCCUCAAUACAAACAAGAGGCUCCCAAGACUCCACCACACAUCAUUCUGCAUUACUGUGCAUUUAAAACGACCUGGGACUGGAUCAUCCUUAUUUUAACCUUCUACACUGCAAUUAUGGUUCCUUAUAAUGUGUCCUUCAGAACAAAACAGAACAACAUUGCUUGGCUAGUGCUGGACAGUGUAGUUGAUGUGAUCUUCUUGGUGGAUAUUGUCUUAAAUUUCCACACCACGUUUGUGGGUCCUGGAGGGGAAGUUAUAUCUGAUCCUAAACUAAUCAGAAUGAACUACCUGAAAACCUGGUUUGUGAUUGACCUACUGUCCUGUUUGCCAUAUGACAUCAUCAAUGCUUUUGAAAAUGUGGAUGAGGGGAUCAGCAGCCUGUUCAGUUCCCUGAAGGUUGUGCGCCUUUUAAGACUUGGCCGUGUUGCCAGGAAGCUGGACCAUUAUCUCGAAUAUGGUGCUGCCGUGCUGGUGCUGUUGGUGUGCGUUUUUGGAUUAGUGGCUCAUUGGCUUGCCUGCAUUUGGUACAGUAUCGGGGAUUACGAGGUCAUUGAUGAAGUCACCAACAGAAUAAAAACAGACAGCUGGCUCUAUCAACUGGGUCUAAGUAUUGGAACACCCUACCAUUUCAAUGCCAGUGGCACCGGACAGUGGGAAGGGGGACCCACAAAAGAUUCACUGUACAUAUCUUCCCUUUAUUUUACCAUGACCAGCCUUACCACAAUAGGAUUUGGCAACAUUGCUCCUACCACAGAUGGGGAGAAGAUAUUUUCUGUGGCUAUGAUGAUGGUUGGCUCUCUUCUUUAUGCAACUAUCUUUGGAAAUGUCACCACAAUCUUCCAGCAGAUGUAUGCUAACACCAAUCGCUACCAUGAAAUGGUAAACAACGUGCGUGAUUUUCUCAAACUUUACCAAGUUCCCAAAGGACUCAGUGAGCGAGUUAUGGAUUAUAUUGUGUCAACAUGGUCUAUGUCUAAAGGGAUCGACACAGAGAAGGUCCUUGCUAUAUGUCCAAAAGACAUGCGAGCUGAUAUCUGUGUUCAUCUGAAUCGAAAGGUGUUUAACGAACAUCCAGCAUUUCGGCUCGCUAGUGAUGGCUGCCUUAGAGCACUGGCUGUAGAGUUCCAAACGAUACACUGCGCUCCAGGAGACCUAAUCUAUCAUGCUGGAGAAAGUGUCGAUGCUCUCUGCUUUGUAGUUUCUGGAUCACUGGAGGUUAUCCAGGAUGACGAAGUUGUCGCUAUUCUAGGGAAGGGGGACGUGUUUGGGGAUAUAUUCUGGAAGGAGACCACACUUGCUCAUGCAUGUGCCAAUGUGAGGGCACUGACUUAUUGUGACCUGCAUAUAAUCCGUCGUGAAGCCUUGUUGAAAGUUCUAGAAUUCUAUACGCCAUUUGCAAAUUCUUUUUCACGAAACCUCAUAUUGACCUGCAAUCUGAGGAAAAGAAUCAUUUUUCGCAAAAUCCUUGAUGUGAAGAAAGAAGAGGAAGAACGGUUGAAGAAUGAAGGGACACUUAGUAUCCCAGUGGAUCAUCCUGUCAGGAAACUAUUCCAGAAGUUCAAGCAACAAAAGCAAUUGCGGAAUCAGGCAGCAGGUCACAGCAACUCAGACAGAAACCAUCCCCAAAUAGAGAACCACUCACUUCAUAAUGGAGCCUCCACCACUGGCACAAGUGUGGUGACAGUUUCUCAAAUCACACCAAUCUCAUCUUCCCUUUCCUUUGUGAGAAAUAAUGAGCAUCAGCCUCAGGUACACCACGAAACAGUCGAGUUGAAGCCAAAUGGAUUGAAUGACCAGCUGUGCUUGAAGGGCAAUAGUUCUAUCCAGACAAAGGCUGGAAAUGGAAAAGGAUGGCUAAGACUUAAAAGUUCCGUUGCCUUCACUGAUCCCUUUCCCGGAUCGAGAGAGGAGAAGAAAGAAAACUGGAACAAUGUCGUCAAAGCUGAAUCCAUGGAAAUUCUUUCAGAUGAAUCGAAAGGUCCUGAAUCAGAGAAUAAUGUCAUAAAGAAUCCUUUGAGGAAAACAGACUCUUGCGACAGCGGCAUUACGAAAAGUGACUUGCGAUUAGACAAGGCAGGUGAGAUCCGCAGUCCACUGGAGCAUAGCCCAGUUCAAGCUGAUGUCAGGCAUCCCUUUUACCCAAUUCCAGAGCAAGCUUUGCAGACCACGUUACAAGAGGCCAAAAUGGAACUGAAAGAAGACAUUCAGUCGUUAUGUAACAGGAUGAGUGGACUUGAGAAACAAGUGACAGAAAUCCUUCAAAUACUGUCUGAAAAGAACCUGACAGAAAUGUCUUCUGAGAAAUCUCAACGCUCCAGUCAGGAAAUGUUUCAUGUUUCUAGGCCCACAACUCCACUGUUGGAAGAAGAGGAUGCUCAGUUUUAGUUUAGAAAUUGUAAAGAUUUAAAAUUCACACAAGAGUUAACCAAAUGCACAAGAUGACUGCUUUGACAGUCUAAAGACUUUUGCAUGUCCAGCUGGAUUCUGGCCUGCCAAAGAAAAUUGUUAACAGAAAUAUUGCUUGUAAUUAUAUGGAUAACUGCAUGCACA